Brassica napus (rape) is the source of this 1134-nucleotide messenger RNA. RefSeq names its product UPF0664 stress-induced protein C29B12.11c. The record is from RefSeq and is a predicted model, not a curated record. Gene Ontology annotation, cellular component: nucleus. Bases 302 to 925 code for a protein of 207 amino acids. Gene Ontology annotation, biological process: positive regulation of DNA-templated transcription. NCBI's taxonomy places the organism in Eukaryota, Viridiplantae, Streptophyta, Magnoliopsida, Brassicales, Brassicaceae. The transcript is spliced from 6 exons. Gene Ontology annotation, molecular function: transcription coactivator activity; chromatin DNA binding.
AAAUGAUAAGUUGAGGGACUAACAGGUAAAGAAGUAAACACGUUUUCUUAUUAACCGUGUGAUCUUUUUCGCAUCUGGAACAAGCGAGAAGCUCUGAUAUCCCUUAAAAUUAAAAUUACACUUUUCUCGUCUUCUUCGUCAAAAAUCCUCUUCACCGAGUCAUCUUCUCUCCGAUCAAAAAGUCAUUCAAGUGAUCAGGUUACACAGGAAGUAAGAUUUGAGGUUUGAGAAGCACAAGAGAACAAGAAGGAACCUAAUCAGUCUCAAUUUACUCGGCUUGAUCAAAUUGAAACUGCAGCUAAUGGCGCUUAACCCUCAGUUGAUGCCUAAUGGGAUGCCUGUUCCCUUUGUUAAUGAGAUGUUUGUUCUUGUCCGAGACGGCGUUGAGUUUGAAGUCGACAAGAUUCCUGGAGGACAUGGAGGUCAUGUUAAGGCCAAGGGAGUGAUAUACUUGUCUAACAUUCGGAUGGUCUUUGUUGCAAGCAAGCCUGUUGAGAACUUUGUUGCUUUCGACAUGCCUCUGCUUUACAUCCACGCCGAGAAAUUCAAUCAGCCAAUCUUCCACUGCAACAAUAUAUCUGGACAAGUCGAGCCUGUGGUACCAGAGAACGAGCACAGAGCACUGUAUUCAACACACAGUUUCAAGAUCUUGUUCAAGGAAGGUGGUUGCGGGACGUUCGUUCCUCUCUUUUUGAAUCUCAUAUCAUCAGUGAGGCAGUACAACAGACAAAUGCAGCAAGCGGCAGAAACAGCAGCGGCAGCUCCACGUGUUGAUCCCCUUCAAGCCGCACAGACCCCUGUUGAUGAGAUGAUGAGACAUGCGUACGUUGACCCUAAUGAUCCAACGAAGAUAUAUCUGCAGCAGCCAUCUGGGGAGUCUCAGUUGAGGCGGCGAGCUUACCAUUCCAGUGCAGCGGAACACUGAUGAGACAUAUACACCGAAACUACAUGAGGGUGGUGCCAUACACAUACGCAGCAACACAUUAAGUGUUGCAAAUAAGUUAAAAGCGUUGUUGGUUUGUUGAUCAAACAUAAAAAACUAAAACUACUUUGUGUAAUGAGAAAGAAAAGACUUGUUGGUUAUGCUGUAUAUGUGAAAAUUUGGAUUCUCUAUAAUAGUAAAAAGUGUUUCAA